Phytophthora infestans T30-4 is the source of this 711-nucleotide messenger RNA. RefSeq lists its product as uncharacterized. Lineage: Eukaryota; Oomycota; Peronosporomycetes; Peronosporales; Peronosporaceae. The coding region runs from base 1 to 711 and encodes 236 amino acids. The record is from RefSeq and is a predicted model, not a curated record. The transcript has 3 exons. Gene Ontology annotation, cellular component: peroxisomal membrane. Gene Ontology annotation, biological process: regulation of peroxisome size; peroxisome fission.
AUGGAGGUCGCGGACGAUGCUCUGGCCAAGGUCGUCUUCUUCCUGUCCACGACGGAAAGCCGCAGCAAGCUUUACCGUCUGCUGCAAUAUGGUUCCAAGUUCUCGAAGUGGGCACUGAUCGAACACUGGAAGCUGGAUGCCACGCCAUAUGAGUUGAAGAUACAGGUAACCCCGGACUGGAAAAGGAGGACGAUAACGUCACUAAGCCGAGUGGAGCUGAUUUUCGGUGACGCUCGUCGGUUCUUCCGCUUCCUGCAGUUCUUAGAGAUGGCGGACAUAUUCCGCUAUGUUCGAGAGCCCCUGCGCAGAGUGCGGGUGCUGCGAAGGCUGCGCAUCCUAUGCUUCUUUUUCUUCUACCUAACGGAGAACUACGUCGUGAUCUGCACACGCGUAUUGGGCGCAUCGUCACGAGAGCCACUCAUGCGAAGAUUGAGACGCAUUUGCAACGGUUUCUGGCUGUUGAGCAUUCUGCUAGCGUUCCCGUUAGAUCACAUGAUGCACCGCAGCACAAUGCUCUCGACAGCUAAGAAGCUGCUGGAAUUGCCACUGGCAUUUGUUGGGUUUUCAGGGCUACGCGUAAGCGAUGAAGGCUUCAGUGCUCUUGCUUUAAUAUCUGCACAGAUAGGCGUGUACAGUCGAUGGGUAGACGUGAUGGCUAAGUUCCAACAGCAGCACUUGAAGCGGCUCCCAGCGACUCCCGAUGUGCUGUAG